AUGAAUUCUUGUUGUUGUUCACUUAGCUACACAUGGAUCAUUUCCUUUUUAAUCCCCAUUUUCACUUUUGCUCAUGGGCAUUUCAUUAUGUCUAUCAUCACGACGUUAGUUUUGGUUUCUUCUGCAUUUUUGUUCUUGAUACACUCUAAGCACAACUUACAAGUUCUUGAGCAGCAAGAGCAACAACCCUUCCAGGAAAAUGAUCAGAAUGAUCUGAAUCAAGUUACAGAAGCCGUAAAGAAAGGGUGUUUUGAUGUGGGUUCACCGGAUUCUUGCUCUGAGAGUGAAGUCAUUGAUCAGUUCUCAUGUACAACCGAAGAAGAUUCCGACUUUGAUGGCUGGCAAUUUUCCGGCGAGGCAUACCGGAGACCUGACUGCUCUGACGGCUCCAUAUCCGACGAGGAGAGCUUAAUUGAAAUUGCACUCCCCGGUGGCCACUAUGUUGGCUACCAAGAUGUGGAGGAACCCAAGUUUUGUUGUCGGCAGAGGUCACCGGAAUCUGUGUUGUGGUGGCCGGAGAUGAAUGAGGAGGAAAACAUGAUAGAAAUUGACUUAUCUGUGGGGUCAAUUAAGUGCUCAAGAUUUGAAAUUAAAGCGUGA
Molecule: messenger RNA, 600 nt
Organism: Lactuca saligna
Lineage: Eukaryota; Viridiplantae; Streptophyta; Magnoliopsida; Asterales; Asteraceae
Source: the annotation of a GenBank genome assembly